Molecule: messenger RNA, 1384 nt
Organism: Radiomyces spectabilis
Lineage: Eukaryota; Fungi; Mucoromycota; Mucoromycetes; Mucorales; Radiomycetaceae
Product: DNA replication factor
Exons: 9
Coding region: 48-1088 (346 amino acids)
Biological process (GO): DNA repair; DNA-templated DNA replication
Cellular component (GO): Ctf18 RFC-like complex; Rad17 RFC-like complex; DNA replication factor C complex
Molecular function (GO): DNA clamp loader activity; ATP binding; DNA binding
Source: RefSeq, a predicted model, not a curated record
GAGUCGCGACAGGAUUUUGCGAAGUUCAUAAUUAUAUACUUGUUAUAAUGAGUUCAAUGGAUAUAGACCGACCAGUCAAGAACAAAGGCAAAGGCAAAAUGGUGGAAAAGAACGAGCCGGAUAACUUGCCAUGGGUCGAGAAGUACCGUCCAAAGACCCUCGACGAUCUUGUCUCUCACAAAGAUAUUACAUCAACCAUCGAGACAUUCAUCGAUGCAAACCGUCUGCCACAUUUGCUGUUUUACGGUCCUCCAGGCACCGGUAAAACAUCCACCAUUCUCGCUUGCGCACGAAAAUUAUACGGUGAUAACUACAAAUCCCUCAUUCUCGAGUUGAACGCGUCAGACGAUCGUGGUAUCGACGUCGUGCGAGAACAAAUCAAGAACUUUGCCAGUACGCGCACUAUUUACAGCUCGGGUUUCAAGCUCAUUAUUCUCGACGAAGCCGAUGCCAUGACAAAUCAAGCCCAAUCCGCCUUGCGUCGAGUCAUUGAAAAGUACACAAAGAACGUCCGCUUUUGUAUCAUCUGCAAUUAUGUUAGCAAGAUUAUACCAGCCAUUCAGUCUCGAUGCACACGUUUUCGUUUUGCCCCGCUAGAACUGCCGCAAGUGGAAGCAAGGUUAAAAUAUAUCGUUGAAGCCGAACGUGUCAACUUGACAGAGGAUGGCAUGAAGGCGUUGUUGAGAUUGUCCAAAGGCGAUAUGCGAAGAGCGUUGAAUAUUCUACAAGCAUGUCAUGCUGCUUAUGAUCGGGUCGAUGAAACAGCCAUUUAUAACUGUACAGGCCAUCCUCAUCCCCAAGAUAUUGAACGCAUUGUCAGCUGGAUGCUCACCGAAGAAUUCACCACAGCCUAUUCAAACAUUGAAAAGUUGAAACGCGAAGCGGGUCUGGCGCUGCAAGACAUCAUCAGCGAAGUGUACUAUUAUAUUCAAACCAUUGAAUUUCCCGCCGUUGCUCGAGUUUACUUGCUUGAAAAUCUGGCGGAUAUAGAAUAUCGAUUAGGUGAAGGAGCCAACGAAAGUGUGCAACUGGGUGCUCUAGUAGGCAUGUUCAAACUCGCCACCGAAAAGGCGGCGGCGGGUCAAUAAAAUCCUGUUCGUGUUAAUCAUAUUGACAAGAACUACAACAAGUUCAAUAUAGAAAAACGCCUACCCCAAAAAUCAUCCGUUAGAUUUCCGGUUCUCUUUUCUUCUAUUCCACAAUUAUCGAGGGCCUUUUUUCAUCUAUCUAAUCUUUUACUCUCAAGAUUUCAUUGUAAAAACAUAGCGAAUAAAGCAAUAACCACUUUACAAACGUGAAAUCAUUUGUCCAACCCUUUUACUCUGCGAAUGGAAAGCCUAUACGUAUCUACUAUAUUAAUCUUUCUACCUUAAAUGACAUUAAC